Molecule: messenger RNA, 1354 nt
Organism: Bombina bombina (fire-bellied toad)
Lineage: Eukaryota; Metazoa; Chordata; Amphibia; Anura; Bombinatoridae
Gene: LRRC18
Product: leucine rich repeat containing 18
Exons: 3
Coding region: 510-1301 (263 amino acids)
Molecular function (GO): protein binding
Source: RefSeq, a predicted model, not a curated record
AUGAGCUACUCCUUUGAUAAGAACAUGAUAUGUGUAAUCUGGCCCGGGAUAGUUUGCACUCACUCUGUGUGUUUAGGCUUUAAAGAGAGUCCCUUAACAACCUACGUUUAUAGCAACAGAGUAGUAAAACUAUCACUAAAGGCACCCAGAGGCACAAGCAAAAGAGACAGACUUGUGUUAGACAGAGAGAGACAUAGAGUGAGACUGAGUGGGGACCAAAGAGAUCAAGAGUCUAUAUGAGACAUAAAAAGACAAAACAACGUGAGACAGAAACAAACAGAUAUAUGAGUGAAAGACAAAAAUAGACAACAAUUUAUGGGCGAUAAAAGAGAGAUAAAAGGAAUACAAAGAACAACUCAAGCUACGCUGUAGAACAUCCACAGCAGUAAGAUUCAGCAUGUCACGGGCAUGAUCUUGUGAUGACCAAGACAUCACCAACACAAGAUCCCAGAAAGUUCAUUAGCCACAAUUCUUUGUAACCUAAGAACCAGCCAGAAUUGUCUGCAACCAUGCCCAAAAAGAAGAUGGGAAAAAAGAAAAGUGGCCCAAAGGGAAAGAAAAUCACUUUAAAAGCGGCCAAAAAUUCCGUAAAGAUCACAUUUGAUGGCAAGCGAAGACUAGAUCUCUCAAAGAUGGGCAUUGCAGUGUUGCCCAAGUGUCUGCAGAAGUUAAGUGAUGUGGAUGAGUUAGACCUUAGCCGAAAUCAACUGCGCAAACUGCCCGAUUGGAUCCAGCGCUUCCAGAACUUGCGCUGGUUGGACCUGCACAGCAACCAGAUUGACAAGCUCCCCGAGUCCAUUGGUCAGCUACAAAAACUGUUGUACCUCAAUGUCUGCAACAAUAAACUAACUUCUAAGGGAGUUCCAAUAGAGCUUAGUCAGUUGACGAAUCUCCGUCAGCUCAAUCUUGGACUUAAUGACAUUGAUUCUUUACCUUCCACCAUAGGAGCUCUCAAAGAGCUAAAAGAGGUGGGUCUGUUUGACAAUCAUCUCACUUCAGUGCCUCCAAACCUCUUGAAACUGCCUAAAAUCAAGAAAAUUAACACCAAGAGGAAUCCCAUUCCCCCCACAGAGGAGGAGCUUGAGGCAGAGAAGCAAGAAUCUAUCCGAAGGGUAGAAGCUCUGCACCUUGUGAAUGAAAAGGACCUAUGCAGCCCAUGUGUCACAAAGUGCCAGCAAGAGAGAAGCAAGAUAAAUAUGCUGAGCAGAAUUGUGUCACCUUUACUGAAUAAAAAAAUAUUUCAUAAUCUGGUAACCCCUAACUCUAUAGCCAAAGAUACCCAGGUGAAAGUUGAGGUUUAGAAAAAAAAAGUAAAUGGGGCUGGGAAUGGAAGUAGAUAGAAACUUAACAUCAU